AGGCUGGCACUGCAGGGCAGUCCCCAGUGUCCCCAGUGUCCCCAGUGUCCCCAGUGUCCCCAGUGUCACCGUGUCCCCUCAGGGAACCUGUGUGGCGAGGCUGGCACUGCAGGCAGUCACCAGUGUCCCCAGUGUCCCCAGUGUCCCCAGUGUCACCGUGUCCCCUCAGGGAACCUGUGUGGCGAGGCGGGCGCGGCGCAGCGGGCGGUGGAGGACGCGUUCCUGCGGCGGUUCCUGUUCGGGACAUUCCCGGGGCUGCUGGCGGACGAGGUGGUGCUGAAGCGCCGCGGGAACCUGCUGGUGAUCUGUGCCCUGCUGAGCCGGGCACUGCCACCCCACAAACUCUACUUCCUGCUGGGCUACACCGAGACCCUGCUCAGCCACUUCUACAAGUGCCCCGUGCGCCUGGAGCUGCAGACCGUGCCCGCCCGCGUGCCCUACAAGUACCUCUAGGGCUGGGAAUGAACCUUGGGGUCCCCAUGGAAUGGUCUGUGCCCUACAAGUACCUGUAGGGCUGGGAAUGAACCUAGAGGGGUCCCCAUGGAAUGGUCUGUGCCCUACAAGUACCUCUAGGGCUGGAAUGAACCUAUAGGGGUCCCCAUGGAAUGUUCUGGAAUGUUCUCUGUGCUCUACAAGUACCUGUAGGGUCGGGAAUAAACCUAUAAACAUCCCCAUGGAAUGGUCUGGGACAUCCCCCCUGUGCCCUACAGGUGCCUGUAGGGUCAGGAAUAAACCUAUAAACAUCCCCAUGGAAUGGUCUGGGACAUCCCCCCGUGCCCUACAAGUUCCUGUAGGGCUGGGAAUAAACUUAUAAACGUCCCCAUGGAAUGGUCUGGAAUGUUCUCUGUGCCCUACAAGUGCCUGUAGGGUCGGGAAUAAACCUAUAAACAUCCCCAUGGAAUGCUCUCGAAUGUUCUCUGUGCCCUACAAGUGCCUGUAGGGCUGGAAUGAACCUUAGGUGUCCCCAUGGAAUGGUCUGGAAUAUCCCCCCUGUGCCCUACAAGUUCCUGUAGGGCUGGGAAUAAACUUAUAAACGUCCCCAUGGAAUGGUCUCGAAUGUUCUCUGUGCCCUACAAGUGCCUGUAGGGCUGGGAUAACCAUAAACAUCCCCAUGGAAUUCUCUGGGAUGUCCUCUGUGCCCUACAAGUGCCUGUAGGGUCAGGAAUAAACCUAUAAACAUCCCCAUGGAAUGGUCUGGAAUGUUCUCUGUGCCCUACAAGUGCCUGUAGGGUCGGGAAUAAACCUAUAAAUGUCUCCAUGGAAUUCUCUGGGAUGUCCUGUGUGCUCCACAAGUGCCUGUAGGGCUGGGAAUAAACAUAUAAACAUCUCCAUGGAAUGCUCUGUGCCCUACAUGUGCCUGUAGGGCUGGAAUAAACCUGUAAAUGUCCCCAUGGAAUUCUCUGGGAUGUCCUCUGUGCCCUACAAGUACCUAUAGGGCUGGGAUAAACAUAUAUGUGUCCCCAUGGAAUGCUCUGUGCCCUACAACUGCCUGUAGGGUCGGGAAUAAACCUAUAAACAUCCCCAUGGAACGCUCUGGAAUGUUCUCUGUGUCCUACAAGUGCCUGUAGGGUUGGGAAUGAACCUAUAGAUGUCCCCAUGGAAUGUUCUGGAAUGCUCUCUGUGCCCUACAAGUACCUGUAGGGCUGGGAAUAAACCUAUAAAUGUCCCCA
This is a messenger RNA of Cyanistes caeruleus (blue tit), 1670 nucleotides long. Lineage: Eukaryota; Metazoa; Chordata; Aves; Passeriformes; Paridae. The record is from RefSeq and is a predicted model, not a curated record.